CAGGAAGAAGCUUUCUACCUCCAGACGUGCAAAUUUUCAGGUAUGGAAUGCAAGGCCCAAUACGCUUGUGCACACUUUUUGAAUUACUAAAUUUAUAAUUUGGCUUGUUGUUAAUGUCAGAGAAUGAGUUGUUUAACUAGUUAAUGAGACAAUAGGUGAAUGACCCAAACAAUGUCCCUUGCCUUAAAAAAUAAUAUUAGCCAGUACGUUUUCAAAGGCCAAUCAAUGUUGAAGUUUUUGGGAGAUUCAUGGCUUUAGAAUAAUUUCCACCCUCCCACACCAUUGAACAUUAGUUUUAUCUUCUAAAACCCUUGCUGUCUUUGAAAUAUUUUGCUAUUCAUCAUUUUUAACACAUAUCUUGAUUACAAGGCAUCAGGUAAGGCAAGGUUUAUUUUGAAGCCUUUAGAUUAUAGUGGUACGUUACUCCUUGAAUAGUGGUAUAAUAUUAUUGUUUCAAAUCAGAUUCUUUUUUCUACUGUGUGAAGUGAUAAAAAAAUUAAUUAUGUUUCUCGCAUAUUUAGGCAAAAUUAAUUUUGAAGCUUUGAGAUUUAAGUUGUAUGUGACUCUUCAGUGGUAUUUCAUUUAAAAGUAGUUAGUUAAAAAUCCUUUGGGCCUGAUUGGCUUGUUCUUAAAUGCAGAAUUGUGAGAUUACUGAUUUAGUAUCUGUCUGUCUUGCUACCAGUUACUUAGAUUGAUUGAUGUAGACCAGUAUGGCCCUGAGCAACAUAUACAAGCCAGAAACAAACAAGUUCUCUCAUCUUGCAAGUGAUGAAGAUGAUGAUUCAGAUGAUCUUGAUGAUGAAAUUGAUGACAGCUAUGGGCUGCACAGUCCUACAAGAAAUGUCCAGAAACCAUUAAUGGUGCCUAACAGGACCACUAAAAUAAGAAGAGCGCAUUCAAAACCUUGGUGUACAGCUAGAGCUGGCUUAAUCUGCUUCCUUUGGCUUGCGUUUUUUACAAUAUGUUCAGCAGGACUUGUUCUUCUUAUACUACGUGCAAUUGAUUCACUGGGCUCAAAGAAAAAUGCUUCACAUUUACAGCCUCAUUUUGACAAAAAACUCAGUUUAAAUAAACAAAGUAUUUUAGAUGACGAGAACAACUUUGCUUCCUGUGACGAAGUUUCUGCAACAAAGGUGUGGCAUUCCUCAUUUCCAAAACUAAUGACAGAAACAGCCGUGCGUCCUAAUGACGUAAAUCAAGAUGGUAUCGAUGACCUUAUGGUCGGUUUCUCAACUGGUGUAGAUGGCUACAAUGCACCCAAAAUCUCUUGUGACUUGUACUUCAAUGGGACAUACCCUUGCUAUGGAGGGCUUCUGGCCCUUGAUGGUAAAACUGGUCAAGAGAUUUGGAGGCACUAUACAAUGCAUGAAAUAUAUGGCGUGAACUGCAAUGGGGAUUUAGACACUGAUGGUGUCCGAGAUUGUUUAGUCUCUGGAAGAGGAGGAGUGUUUGAAGUUGUCAGCGGAAAGACUGGUAACAUGAUUUGGGGGUUUGGACCACAAGAAUCCCGAGACACUAACAUGAAUUUGUAUACAGGGCAGUUUAUCAGAGACUUGAACAGUGAUGGUGCAAUGGAAGUGUUGGUUACUCAUGGUGGGGAUCCUAUGGCGUGAGUAUUUUACUUGUGUAAUAAAAAAAUUUUCUCUUUGGCUUUUGAACCGUGGGACAGUGUCCUACACGAUUUCAUAAUAAUUAAAAUGAUGGAAUUGAAAGAACUGUCUUCCCAAAAUAUUGUUGCAGUGCAAUUCAAGCAACAUUGAGGCAGUCUGAGAGUGUGUUUCUCUACUAAAAUCAAGUAUGCGGGGAAAAAAACAGCUAGGGAUUUCUUUUAGUGCGAAGUAGCCAGGGGCCACAUUCAUACUAGCCAGGGGAAAUCCGUGGCCCCUGCCUCUCAAUGACAGCCCUGCAUUUUAACAAAGCUCCCAAUAACAAGCUUCUAAAGCCCUUGUCCUUUAUUCAGUGACCCCGGCAGUCCUCAGCGCCUGGUAGGACGUAUUUUGAUUUUCUCUGGAAAGACCGGUGAAGUGCUGACAUGGGUAAGGACCCCAGAUGAAAGAGAGACCUACUUCUCACCAGUUAUAUACACCAAGAAAGACGGCAUUGAACUUGUUCUGUUUGGGACUGGAGGAGAAACUCACCCAGGUGGAUUAUGGGUUGUUUCUCUGCUUGAUCUGUUUAAUGGCCUGAUAGAGAGAGCUAAGCUUAUUUACAAAGAUGAUUUUAAAGGUACAGUACCUUACAAUUUGUGUUAUUGUCAGUAGUAUUUAUGCCUCUUAUUAUUCAAGGUUGCUUGCAGGUAAUCAGUUGAUGGUGGAGGGGAGGUGGGGGGCGGGGGGGGGAUGAGAAACUGCCAUGUUGACACUUUCUCUGUUAUUCCAAUGGACAGAUUAAGUCUCACCUAAAAGCCUUCCUGGCUUCUUGAGACUGCCUUCCCUAUUAUACUUAUUUAUUUUUAGCUAGUAAAUUAAAGUGUGUAACAAAGGCAAGUCAUAGUCACAAUAAAAGAUAACAAAUAAGCAAAUAAAAUAUAAUGAUUUGGAGGUAGCGCACCCACAAAGUGGUUCUUUGUCUACCUGAUUCCUGGUCAAAUUGGAAUUUGGAAAUGUUGGAGAGGGGAAAACCAACAACAAACUCAACUCACAUAUGGCUUGAAAUGAUAAAUUAGGUCUCCAUCUCAGCUUUUGCACAAGUCUUAAGUAGUGGAUUUCUUAGGUUCAGAGCUUGUGGCCCUCUAAAUUUUUUAGAACACAGCCUUGGUUGUCUGAGUUUUGCAGUAAUUUUUAAUCAUUUUCUUUUCUAUUUGUCAUUGUAGGGGUGAUGAAUCCACCUGCUCUUGUGGAUUUAAACAAGGAUGGAACUGUUGACAUUGUUAUGGCAAUGUAUAACACAACUGUCGUUGCUUUUGAUGGUGAAACCCAUGAAAGACUAUGGGAUUUUGUUUUUCCAUCAAGUGAAAGUUACUCGUAAGUUUAUGCUUUUGGUCAUUUUGACCAGAUCUCUGUCAUUUUUGUUCUGAUGUAAUUAUUACAUGGGUUCCUUCAUAUAACAAACACCUAUAUAACAUGGUAUAUCUAUGGGAUAUUCUUUGCCCUAGUUACAGUAAAGUAUGCAGAAAAGGACUAUGAUAUAACGAGGCCUUGUGAUAGUUCACUUAUUUUCCCUUCUCCUUGGUCCUUUGUUACAUCAAGUUUCCACUGCUGUAAUCUUAUUGUUCAAGUUCAAGAACAAGUUUUCUUCAAAUUUGAAACUUUGCUGCACAUGAUUUUGUUUCCAAAGUAUCAUACAUUGUUAACCCUUUCUCACUUGUAAAUUAUUAUUAUCAUAAUUGUUGUUGUCGUCAUUGUUGUCGUCAUCAUCUUUUGACAGCUGAGUGGGCAACCACCCCUAGAAUUGUUACAUCUGAUCAAAUGAGGCUUCUUCAAAGAAAAGCACCUCUGCCAUUUCCUCAAAUAAGUAUCUCCCCAAUAAACGAGAAGUCCAAUGGCAACUUCUCAUUUUUUGGUUCUUAAUAUUUUAGCUGAUUAGAUCUCUUUUCUAGAGAUCCAACGUUUAUAACCAGCGGGAUCUUCAUCCACAGUUUUUGCAGUUAAUUUAAUUCCUUUACCUCCCCAAUACUACCAGGUAAAAAAGAGAUGACGUACCCCUGGUUUCGGACCCUGCCCUGACCCAAGCUCAACUCCAUGUCUCUGCUGUUACAAAAUCAUUGCAAAUUAUUGGUCUUUUGGUAAAUUAAUACUCAGUUUUGUGCUACUUUGAUGCUUAUUACAGGAUUUAAAAGCCCUCCAUUGGUCUUACUUCGAAUUCAGGGUGGCAGUGUUUGAGUCAUUUAAUUAUGGAGUCUUUGUGCUUAUUAGUGAAACCUGUCAGCUAUCUGUAGCUGUGGUCCAUGUUACUUUUAUUUUUCUUUGCAUUAUUGAUUUGUAUUUUUAUCGUAUUUAAUUUUAGAAUUCCAGCUGCUGGCUUCUACAACAAAGAUGAUAUUCCUGACUUCCUUGUUAGGUACAAUGCAGGCAUAGGGUUCCCAGUGUAUUUCUAUUCCAAUGUAAGUUGGCUAGCGUCAGUUAAAAAAAUCAUUAUGGUAACUUUCUUGCUUUCCGUUAUUUUGAAGCCAUUAUUACCAGCCAUUGCAUCAUUGCAUUUUUUGCUGAUAUUCACCAUUGGGACUUAGAGGGUUAAUAAUUGAUUGACAGGUGACAGUGCUGGAUGGGAAAUCAGGCAAGCCUUUGGUCGUACCUUUUGUCAAAUCUUCAUCAAUGGCCAACACAUCACCGCUAAGUGUCAGCAUGCAGGGAGUGGGUAAUGACCUUUUCAUUUACUGGGUGUCUGACUGCAUUGGCCAUGAAGGAGAAGGGGGAACAUUCAAAUUUGUUGAAGGCACUAAUGUACAUGAGCAGAGUCGUGCUGACACUUGUAAGCUGAGGUACAAUGCUAAGAGCUUCAGUAAGCUUCGUGUGAUGAAUAAGAACAUUGGCUUUCCUGGCAAUGAUAUAUACUAUUCAGGUGAGAUCAUCUUUGUAGGCCUUUAAGUUGCCUAGUCCCUAGGCCUCAUUCUUCCGCGCGGGCAAUGCUUUUCGGGUCACAUGAUCGGAGCGAGUUCUCCGUUGGUCUCGGAUAGAUCACCGAAAUGCAUUGACCGCGAGGGCCUGGGAAGUUGCGGCGUCAAAAAGCAAUAGGUUUAGUCAAGAGCCACAAUGGGAUUAUGGCUCUUGUUUUAGUUCGCAAAACAACAACUCUGUACGUGCAUCACGCCUUUUAGUACAUUUCUUUGCCGUCCCAGCAAGACUACGACGUGAAAUGACCAAAUUUAAGUUUUUUUGAAGACGGAAACGGCGAGGCGAUAAAUUCUACCCUCUCUGUCUGAACUCGGGCGUGGCCUCCUCUCUUCAGCUCCAGCAUAAGUUCUCUUCUUUUAAGUAACUGGGUGACUUGAGAUAAUCGCGAAACGGUUUGAAAAGAUGCGGAGCCUAUUUUUCAGCUACGUUUUCAUGGACGUCGCCAUUGUUCGAUCGUAAGGUCCCAAUUAGGCAAGGCCUUAAACUUGUUUAGAUAUAUUUCUGGGCCUAGCUGAAGGCAAAUAACGCUACCUCGGCGUCUGAAAAUGAACGUUUUUAUUGUUUCACUAAAAUAAUAGCACAUUACAAAGGCUUCCAUGAAAAGCUAAAUCAAAGUAUAAAUGGACCUUGUUGUAAAAGUUGUCCAAACUAAGAGUACUGUAAGUUUUAGCUCGCCAAUGUGACGCUGGAGUCUGAAAACUCAAUACUCUCUCCUCCUCGAAGUCGCUUCAAUCUUUUUUCGUUGGUCUCGAAAAUAGGGAGCUUAAGCAACGAGGACGUUGACUAGAACAGAAGUUAAUUUGCGUCCUUUCAUAACUUUAUUGCGUCUAUUUAGACCCACUCAAGUUGUCAACUGCAGGCGAUUUUUCUUGGGGUGAAAUUGGUAAAGACUUUAUCCAGGUUUAAAAAGAGAAUGGAAAAAUCGUCGUCGUACGUUCACCUCCUCCAUGAAACGUCGCAUUAGGAGGUUUCACGUCGUAGUCGUGCAGUGGACGUCAAAGAAAUAUACUGAAAAGCGUGAUGCACGUGUAGAGCUUUUGUCUUGCUCAUAAAACCUCCUUUUUUGACGUUAGGUCGUUGUCGUGGCUGCUUAAGCAGGUAUGGUUUUCAGUCGAAAAUUCGCACGUUUUUCUUUGCCAAAACGUUUCGAAUCUCGUUCAGUCCAGUCUCGUCCUUUAAAAAACUGUGUUUUGCCUGCCAGCAAGCCCUCCAUUUACGACGCGAAGCAAACUGCGAGAGAAAACUCGAGCGAGCGGCUCGCGCGACCUCUCGCGACUUCCUGAAAUUGAAAACUUGCUUGCUGACUAUGUACAUACUUAUGAUAACUUUCUUUUGCGUGUGGAGGACGGCGGGAACGAAAAUGGGGAGAGAACGAGAAGCUCUCGGUCUUUGUCCUCCCCGACACCCGCUUCCCAGGACCUUGCCCGUAGGCCGGGGGGGGCGGGACUGCCAUAUAUGGGCUAUAUAGGUAUGUGCCGCGGUGAAGGGUAUGAUUUUCAAGCAGUUUACUCUAGGAUAGGGUAUAUAAAUCAGAGCGUUUGGGUCUAGAAUAGGGUAUCAUUUUUCAGGAAACUGAUCAGUUGGUUGAAGAUUUUAUCUAGCCUAGGGAAACAGCUACUCUAGGAUAGGGGGUAUUUGGGGAGUUUACUCUAGAAAAGGGUAGCAAAAUUCAGCUGAACUAGCUCUGGUAUAGGUUAAGGGUUCCAGGGUCCCAGCGGCACAUCCCCACCCAGAAAUUCCUAAAGUACCCCCCUCCCCCCCCCCGGGCCCGCAGGCCAAUCUCUUUACGGUGGCCAAUCAGUUUUUUUUCUAUCAUCGCAGUUGUGGUGUUUGUUUAUCAACAUUUGUUUGUUUUCGCAGAGGACUAUUUCAAUUUGGAGCACGAGUCCAUAGAGAAAGAUGUACAAGAAAAGGAAAAUAAGCAAGAAAACACCAGCUCACAAGCGCGGGCAAAAAGGCAUAUCGGCGUACCAGAUCACGGCGGGUAUCAAAGAUUGAUGGCCACCGGAAGUAUAGUGACGUCACUUGGGGAGGAAAAUAACACAGGACCUGCUGAUUCAAUUGAUAUUGUUUUCACUACUUAUUGGCAGUAUCCAGCAAAAGUCAGGAUUAUUCUGCCUGAGGAUAAGGCUUGUAUUGAGGACUUCAGAAAACGUCAUAACAUAACAGGUAAACUAACAACGAGUAGCUCAAGAAACAACGACGGCGGCGGCUACAAAAAAGUCACUUCAAAAGUGAGUUCGCGCUGCUCCAAACUUUAUCACACUUAUGCCAUCUCGUUCAAUUCGAAAUGUUGGCUAACGUGACUGGGGUUGAAUUGUUGAAGAGUGUAUCGUAGUUCAGAAAAAGGAGAAGAAUGUCGUUGUCUUGUCUUCAACAAAACGUGAAAUUUGGCACUUUCACGUCGUAAUCGUGCAGAAAAGGCAAAGAAAUGUGCAAAAAAGCGUGCGUGCACGUGCAAAGUUGUUGUUUUGCAAAUCUAACCUUUUUCAUUUUGCCCUUCUCGUUGCCGUCACUGUCGUAGUUACUUAAGCUUCCUAAAUAUGACUUACCAUAUGUCCUCGAAUAAACGCCUGGGCGCUUAUUUAAAUUUUUCCUAAAUGGAGGGUCGUUAAUUUGAAGUAGGGCGCUUAAUCGAGGGGGGGGGGGGGCGCUUAUAAAGUUUUCCUUUCAACGAGCUGUAACGUUAUUUUGGCUAUAUCUUUUUAGAGGAUAACAAAAACUACAACAAUAAUUGUUAAAUUGAAGUGAAUGAUGCUGUAUUCAAGAUGUAAUGUGAAUAAAUAACUUUGACCAGUUGAAAAAUACGUGAAUUAUUAUUAUUAUUAUUAUUAAAAUAAUUAUUAUAAUUAUUAAUUAAUUAUUAUAAUUAUUAUAAUUAUUAUCCACGUAAAUGUUUAGUCAAUUUUUAAUGUUUCGUUUGUUAAAACAGAGGGUCCCCAAUAGGGUUUUUCUAUCCCGUAAUCCCGACCCAAAUUUUCGGGCAAUCCCGUAAUCCCGUAGGUUACUUUUGGCAUCCCACCUCCCGCGCAUACUUUCAAUCCCAAAUCUCGCCCCGAUUUCCCUUUAAAAUUCCGAAUCCCGAGCCUCAAAUAAGGGAAAUCCCGCAUCCCGAAAAACCUAUUGGAGACCCUCAAAACAGUGGUUGGUAAUCAAGAAGACCGUAGUCCUUUUAUACAAGACGUAUUGGUAUCCAAGUCUAUCAAAUUUCGAUUAUCUCAUCAAUUAAGUGGCAAUAGAACAAGACUUCCCUUGUAUCCUUACUCUUAAAGAAAUUGGGGAGGAGGGGAGGGGAGCGCUUAUUCGAGAGGGGCGCUUGUGUGAUGUUAUGGUCUAGGGGAUAGACGCUUAUUAGAGCGUGGGCGGCUACUUUUGCGUGUCGAUCGCGCGUAGCUCCUCGCGGUAUAACCUUGAAAUAUUCCUGGCCUUCAACAGUUUUUCUAUGAUUUUUUUUUAGAAGAAGAAUCUGACAGUGACACUCUUGCGUGGAGAAAUUACAAAGCUGGAAUAUUUGAUGCUGGAGAUGCAGCAGUGAACGAAUGCCUAAAGAACAAGCAAAAACCAGACAAGGGCAAUAUUUUCAUCAGUCAGCACGACUUUGAUGUGUAUAAAAUACACUUUGGCAGUUUGUCGGUGUAUCGUUUCACUCUGAAGUGCAAGUGUAAUAAUCUGUCGUCCUCUCAACGGUGUAGCAGAUUCUUGCCUUUUUCCCAGCAGAGUUGGGGUGGAUACAUGGGCACCCUGACGAAUAGUUAUUUUGUUCCAAGAAAAAGACCUUAGGGUGGGAUAGUGGUGGCCAUAUUGUGUUUACCCUUGAGACUGGGUCGGUGUUGUGUCGAAUUGCACCAUGGGAUUGUUUGAGGGCGGGGAUUAUGACAUCGUUUCCAGGGUAACUUCAUAAUCACCAAUUUGCCACUUUAUAAGCGAGGAGACUGGACCGAGUUAACCUUUGCAAGGACUUCUGGGACUGUUACUUGAGACAGUGAAAAAAUUGGCCAAUAGCUGACCGUUGAUUCCCCAGUAACGAUCCCAGGAGUCUUUUACAUUUUCGCAUUUUUAUAAGGUUAGCAUUAGGUAACAUCGGCUGAAGUCAGAUUGUUUCUUUACUGUGUAAUAUAAAAUGAAAUAGAAUAAAUCCACUGUAAUGCUUUGAACCAGGGUCACUUGCUUUAGAGCCUACAUCCAUGUCCACUACACCAUCGAGGACUAGCUGCCAAAUCCAAUAAUUUUUAAAAUAUACAUGUUCUUAUGCCGUACCCCAUUACAAUAUUUGAAAGCUAACCGUUUUCAGUUCAGUGCUUAACCCAAUCACUGCAGAUCAGUGCUUAACUCUCUACUGUGUUCUCUCCAUAACUGGCACUCUGUAGUUUUGGUUUCUUCAGCUAUUCUAGCCUCAUUCUACAUUCCAGUCUCGUUCCAUUAUGGAAAUAAUGCAUUGUGUAAAAUUCAUAAGGUGUCCAAUCUGGCUUCACUCGAUGUUAUCUAACGUUAACCUUUUUAUAAAGUACAUUCUGUUUAGUUAGGAAAUGGCAGUGUCAAUGACGAGUCAGUUUAAACUGCAUGAAACUGGAAGUCUUUGACCCCGAAAUGCAGCAAAACGUAGUAACUUUAUACCUUUUAUGAAAUCAUUGGACACUUGACUUUCCACGUAACCCGGCCCGCCAGCUGAGGCUGCCUUUUCGAGAUAUGUCUCGGCGUGCAGAAAGUACGCAUCCUGGAAAAGUCGCCUCUACUAGCAGGCUAAUUUCCGUGGAAACCCUCUUUUGUUUUCGUUUUGCAUCGUAUGGGAUUUACUGAUUUUAUCAUACUCUUCUUUGUAAUGACACUGCAUUAUAAAUAUUACCCGAAGAAACGUUCGUAAAUUUUUAAGGGCUAAGGGUUGUCAAAAUAAAUGUCUCUAUUUAACAGUU
Molecule: messenger RNA, 9463 nt
Organism: Porites lobata
Lineage: Eukaryota; Metazoa; Cnidaria; Anthozoa; Scleractinia; Poritidae
Source: the annotation of a GenBank genome assembly